CCUGGAUUUCAGAGCUGCGGGGAAGGGCCAUAGAUUGUUUGCUUUGAGGUUGCUGGGCUGCAGGGUGUGUUAGGCGCCCUGUUGGCUUGGGUGAGAAGGAAUGACAAUAGUUACUUUCGCAUAGGAGAGGCAGGUGUGGAAUAUAAUGUGCUCGAACGUAGAGGAAGAAGAGCCAUGGAUACGAGAUAUUUACACUCUGGUUUGCCAGGGCUGACAGCUCAUCCGACGAUGGUCUGCCACCGAGAAUCGUACCCGGCCCUCGAAGCAGUACAGCGCAGCGCAGCCGGGAAAUACGUCCUCAUAACCAAUGCUUCGCACGGAAUCGGCCGAGCAAUCGCGGUAUCGUGGGCAAGAGCAAAAGCUGCCGGGAUCGCAAUCAGCAGCCUCAACGCAGAGGAUCUCGAGUUUGUCGCAGAGGAGAUUAGACGCAUCAACCACAACAUCCCAAUCGUCGCCAUGACUUGCGAUACUACAAGUUCAUUCGACGUAAAUAACUUCUUCUCCGCUACAAAAGAUAUCCUUGGUAGAUUGGAUGUAGCGAUUGCGAAUGUCGGUACCACGCAUCUUGACUACUUGGACAUAACCGAUGACAACGACUUGUGGUGGGCAGAUGUAAUGACAAACUUUCGCAGCACACAUCUCACUGCCCACCAGUACCUUCGCACAUUUGGUCCAUCUCCUAUUGGUACUUUUAUCUCAAUAACUUCAGGCGCGAACUUCUGCGUCGGUGCUGGGGUCUCGUCGCAUGAGUUUGCCCAACAGAUCGACCACCGACUUUUAGAAUUUCUGGCCUUUGAGUAUCCGAUGAUGAAAGCUUUUUCGCUGAAUUCAGUGCCGAUACAUGUGAGAAGGACAAGACUUAUACACGGUCAUCCCGAGAUUUGUAAUCCAGAGUUGGUCGGGUUAUUUUCUGUUUGGUUGGGUGGCGGGCGAGCGGAUCUACUGAGGGGCAAUAGUUUGCGUGCCGAAUGGGACAUUGGUGAGCUUGAGCGCAACAUGUGGCAAGCGUUGGAGAAGGAUACCUUGAAGCAGAAAAUAUCUAGCGGUUGUUUGCGGCUGGCGAUGAGGCAAGUAUAGUAGGAGUUUUGCACAUGGGCUGUUGAAUAUGAACCGGAGAGUUCUAUUUAAUUUCUGUAUCGCCUUUCUCAAACGCUGGUGUUGUAAGAUAC
Messenger RNA from Bipolaris sorokiniana ND90Pr, 1169 nucleotides. RefSeq lists its product as uncharacterized. The coding region runs from base 175 to 1077 and encodes 300 amino acids. The transcript has 3 exons. Lineage: Eukaryota; Fungi; Ascomycota; Dothideomycetes; Pleosporales; Pleosporaceae. The record is from RefSeq and is a predicted model, not a curated record.